Saprolegnia diclina VS20 is the source of this 5580-nucleotide messenger RNA. RefSeq lists its product as hypothetical. The record is from RefSeq and is a predicted model, not a curated record. The coding region runs from base 40 to 5475 and encodes 1811 amino acids. Lineage: Eukaryota; Oomycota; Saprolegniomycetes; Saprolegniales; Saprolegniaceae. The transcript has a single exon.
GUCAGAAAGGACAUCCAGUCGCCGCUGCACUGCACUGCCAUGACGAGCGACGAGCCGGGUUUGCCGCGAGCCAAGGUGAUGGUGCAACAGUUGGGGCCGCACCUCGACACCCUCACGCCACCGCCCAAGCUCCCGGCCUUGCUUGGUCUCACGUACAUUCUCGGUUCGAUUGGUCUUGGUGCCUACUACCUCUGGCUUCUCGACCCGUCGUUCGCCAACGACUUGUGGUGGGCGUCGUAUAAUCUCAGCGGCCAUCAAGCGCUGUUGAUUGACAUUGCGAACGCGGCGCUCGUGACCCGUGGCAGCGGCGUCCUCGACCUUCUCGCAGCGUCCAUGCCCAAGACGUACAACGUCACGCCGUCGUUCACGCGCGUCCACCCGACGUAUGCGCGGCGGCUCGUGCUCUCGGAGCGCACGUCGAUUGAAGAGGCGGUUGCGGGGCUCCGGACGCUCAGUGCGUCGUGGAGCAUGCGCUUGAGCACGCAGCUGUGCUUUGUCGACUUUGCGCGGCGCUUCCACGUCGCCCACACGAGCGCGCGCCAAGCGCGGUGCGUGGCCCAGUACGCAGCGAACGGCGCUGUCUACUACGAGUCGAUCUUACGCAACCUCGAGUGGCACUUGUUUCAAACUGCGUGGGGCAACUACUUUGCGAUUGCGAUCCAGUCGGGCUUGACCGAGUCACCGGCCGGGCAGCAGUGGCUCCAGACGACAUCGACGGCGUUCAACACGACUACCCUCUCGGAUGAAAUUGCAUAUUGGAAAGCCAGUGGCCUCACACGGUUUGAGUUGCAGUGGCAAAACCGGUGGACCACGGGUGUCUCGGAGUCUAUGACGAUCGAGAAUGCGCUCGGGUGGCAGCAAGCAUACUCGGUGAAAAGCGUCGCCCGCGCCACCGGACCGUGGACGACACUCGUCAUGAACUGGCUGCCGUACAACGACCUCUGGGUGCUCGCAACGCUCAAUCGCAGUGCGAUCGCGGGUACGUCCAACUACUUUAACGCGAAUCUCUCGUCGAGUUUGCGCGCGAUCGACUUGCAAGCGUGGUCUGGGUUCCUCGCGCCCACGGGUCCAUGCGACGUCCUGCGGUUUGAGAUUGGCCCCAUGCCGAGUAUCGACACGUACUACAUUGCGCCGCCACCGUCCCUAAUUCAACUGUAUUUGGGCUUUCACGCAGCGCUGCAAGACGAAAUGACGUCGUCCUUGGCUCAUUCGAUCGAAGCGCUUCCGAGUGUCGUGCUGCACCCGGUGCCGCCAACAUGGGUCGCCCCCGGGCGCGUCUUUCACGGCGGCAACCCCACCUGCUACACGGGCGCCGGCAAGACUUUUGUGCAAGAGUCGUUCGAGUUUCAUGACGCGUGCUCGCAGAGCGUGCCGUUAGCCAUGACGUCCGAGGCGCUACCGAUGCUGUUUGCGGCGUAUGCGUCCCAACUCGCAUCGGUGGCCGCACCCUGCGCGUUGCAGUCGUCGCCGCAGUGUGCGACGGCGCUCGGCGCCGCCAUCGCGAUCGUACAGUCGCUGCCCAAAGCCGAAAGCGUAGCGACGGUCGCCGCCGACGUCACCGCGACCGGUGUCGGCUACAUGCAAUUUGCAUCCGAUGCCGGUGUCUUCAAGCUGCUUCGGUAUGGCCUCCUCGACCAAGGCGGGAGCGCUGGCUGGCCGUUCUUUGGGUGGCGCGCACUCUACGACUGGGUCGAAGGGUCACGCGAGGUUGUGUCGUUCCAAGGCGACACGUCGACCGUCGUGCUCGUCUCGGCGGCGUACAGUGGCGACCUCUACUCGACCAGUGGCGGUAGCCAAAACGUCCAGCACGCGACCGAAGGCAUUUGGUACGUCGUCGUUUACACGUCGUUGAUGCUUCUGGUCGUCGCAGCGCUCUGCUGGUGGCGUGCGUUUGGAAUUCAGCUCCAUGUCCGCAGUAUGAACUUGUAUCGGUUCAACCGCGUGGUCGGCGCGGUUUGGAUCGGCCGGCCAUUGCUUUUGGUGCGCGGCGGCACGGCCUUGCUGCUGCUGAGCACCGCGCCGACCGACAUUGUGCUCGAGCACGGCUACACGUCGUUUGUGUCGUCGCCGCGGUCGUUUCUUGUCGCGGCCAUUCUGGCAGGGGAAGCGACGUGGGUCACCUAUGUCCUCAACGACGUGUUUCUGUUGAUCGCAAGCAAACUCGCGGCGGUCUACGCGCCCAUGAGCUGCGCGUUCGUGUGGCUCAUUUAUGUCGUCCUCGAGCUCGCGCUGCCUCUGCGCAUGACGGGCACGCUCUCCCGCUCGUGUCAAGCGACCAACGUCGACUUUGCGUUGAGCUGCGAAAGCGGCGCCGUCCGCAUUGGCUCCUUGGACCGCCUUCUCGUGUUAUUGGGGAUUCAACUCGGUGCGGUCGUCGUCGCCAUGGCCAUGUCGAUCGUCAACUACAUUCGCACCAACGGAUGGCAGAGCGAGACAAAGAUUGCGCCGGCGUUUCUCUCGCAAGCGCCGCUCGAGCUCUCGGGUGCCGCCGACAGCUUUCUCGUGUCGCGCACAACGUCGGAUGCCAUGUGGUGCCUCGACAAGGUCACGGCUAUCAUGUGCGGCCUGUACGGGUACGCGCGGCUCGGGCGCGAAAAGACGUUUGAUCUGAAACUGUGGGUCAUCUUGGACGAUCUGAAUCCGGCGUCGACCGAGAAACUGUUUCGUGCGCCGCAGUUGUCGCUCGCACCCCCCGCCUUGUACACGUCGCCCCUCACGGAGCUCGACACGUCCAUGACGCAAACCAAGCCCGUCACCGACUCGGCGCUCGUUGCGAAAUCGUCGACACUCGAGCGCGACAACCUCUUCUCGUUUUUGCAACGGGCGCUCAACGAGCGCGUCGUCGCUGUCGUCGGCGUCCUCUUUGUCGUCGCGUCCAUGGCCGGGUCUGUCUCGUACAUUAGCGUCGCCCAGGUCAACUUGGCCAACGACCUUGGCUGGGCGAGCUUCAAUAUGACCGGCGCCCACGCGUUUCUCGCCAACUGGUUCAACGAGCAGCUCGUGCUCGGUGCAAACAGCGUCGCCUCGAGCUUUCGUCUCGACAGCGGCGGCGUCGCGGCCACAACGUUCUACGGCCUCUCGACGGCCGCGGUCGUCUCGCCCGCCAACUUUGGCGCUCGGCUGCAGUACACGGAGCUCCAAACCGAAAUCGCAGCCACGAUUGCGGCGCUCCGCAGCAACGACGGCUGCGACGCCCCGUGGAUCUUUACGCAGUACUGCUUUGUGGACUUUGAGAAAACGUGGUCGAUGGCGACCUCGGUGGCGCGCCAGCAGCGGUGUACUUCCAUGACCAAGAAUGGCGCCGUGUACUUGGAGUCGAUCUUGCGCAACGUCGAGUGGACGUCGUUUCGCGACUGCUGGGGCGACGCAUUCGACCUCGCAAUCGGCGACGCACUGCUGACGACCAAGGAAGGGCAGUCGUGGCUGGCGACAACAGCGUCGCGGCCCCAGGGCAGUGUCGCCGACGAAGCGUUCUACUGGGCCAAGCACGGCAUCACAUCGUACACUACCCAGUGGCAAAACUACAAGAAAAUCGGACUCAUCAACAGCUACGAGAUCACCAAUGCACUCGGCGUCUCGUACCCGUUCACCCUGCAGUACCUCAACGGCUCGAUGCAAGUGGACUUCCAGUCGACGUUCAAAAUGUACUGGUCGCUCGCGAUCGACUGGACGCUCGUGCAGCACAAUACGUCGCUCCUCGCGGGGAAGAGCUGGGUCGUUGGCAGCAGCUUGUAUGCGUUUGCAAAUCACUCGAUGCAAGAUGCGCUCGCUGAGAACGGGACGAUUACCCUACCCCUCAACAAUGUUUUUACGGCAGCGACGACGACAUUAGGGCCGUUUGGGUCCGUCGACAUGAUGUACAUUGCGCCGCCUGCGACGGUGCUCGACGAUGUGCGCGUGCUCUUGAGCGCGAUCCGCGGGGCGCUCGCAGCCUCGGCAACAGCGCAGAGCGACUUCAACACGAUUCUGCCGAUCGACGCGGUGCGCCCCGUCCCACAAGCGUGGGCCGCCUUGAAUCUCCAGUCGUUUGGCGGCUCAAUUCUGUGUCCGCAGACAGGCGACAGCGGCGACCAGCGCAUCGUUGCGGGGCUCAUUAACCUCUUCUCGUACAGCAUUGCGUGCUCGUCGAAUGGCAUUUACACCCAAGUGCAGCCCAGCCGCGAGUUCAUCGUGCUCUCGACUCUGCUCGCCAACGUCGAUAGCAGCGCCGACAUGCCCGCCAUCUGCGCGCAAGACUUAGGGCACAACGCGCACUGCGAAAAGUACCUUGCGUCGAGCGUGGCGUUUGUGUCGACGCACGUGACGUCACUGGACAUGAACGCGAUCAGUCGCCGCUCGAUCCAGCAGAUCCAAGCCCUCAACAUCGAGCUCAUGCAGUACGUCGGCGACAACAAGUCGGCGUCGAUGCGCGUGCUCCACCGCAACAUUCUCGACGCCAACGACCCGAAUUUCUACUUUUUUGGCUGGUGGUACCUCUGUGAUUGGCUCUUUGGUACGCGCGAAGUCGUUUCGUUUCAAGGGGAUGGGCAGACGCUCAAUUUGCUCUCGGAAUACCUCGCGCCGUUUAGCCAGGACGUGGUCUCGUGGCAGUUCCCGACGACUUUGGCCAACUAUGCGCGGUCGGGCGCGCUGUACGUGACGGUCGUUAUGAUUACGAUCUCGUCGCUCGUCUUUGUCUACUUUGUACUUAGCCGGGGCCGCAUCGAAGGCUACAACAUGAUGGAAUUGAGUCGCGUCGGGGCCAUUGUCUGGGUCGGCCGCCCCUUGCUGCUCGUGCGCGGCUUGACAGCGAUCGCAGUGCUGUCGACGGCAACGCUCGAGCUGCAGCGCUCCGGGUCGCUCUCAUACUUUCUCAGUCCGACCUUGAGCUGGGUCAAGACGCUCCUCGCGGCCGCCGAGGUCACGUGGCUCGUCGCCGUCGUCAACGACAUUGGGUUAAUUGCGACCCACGGGUUUGCAUUUUACUAUGCGACGCCCAAUAGCAUUCUGGCGUGGACGACGGUCUUCAUCUUGACGCGCGUGGCGCCCGUGACGCACGCCGCGUCGAUGGCGAAAGUUUGUGCCAUUGUGCGCGUCGACUACCAAGUGGUCUGCAGUAGCGCGACCAUUGUCAUUGGCGACCUCGUGCGUCUCGUCGCGUUGAUUGGUAUUGUCUUGUGUGCCAACAUUACGAGCUACGCGAUCAUUCGCCGCGUCUGCAACGCGCCGAAGCCCACGCAAGACUCGCUCUUCCUCUCGGCCGGGGCCAAGUUCUUAUUUACCGACGACCACUGGGUCCACGACGGCGUCUACUACCUCGAUCGCGCGUCUGCGGCGCUCAACGGCAUCCUCACAUUCCGACGUGGCCGCGUGAUCUACGCGCUGGACAUCAAGGUCUGGCGGAUCUUUGCGAUCGCUCUUCCCGAGAAGCGCACCGAGCCGACCGACCGCCGCCUCGCGCUGGCAGCGCAGUACGCCCUACCCCUCACCGACUAGGGCUACAAGCACUGUGCGUUUACUGUAUAUUGUAUAUUGUAUAUUGUAGAUAACAAGUAUGUAGAUCAAUGACGAAUAAAACCUAGCAUAUGCAAAACAUCCGAA